Eimeria maxima is the source of this 2052-nucleotide messenger RNA. RefSeq names its product CSL zinc finger domain protein, putative. Gene Ontology annotation, biological process: regulation of transcription by RNA polymerase II. The coding region runs from base 1 to 2052 and encodes 683 amino acids. NCBI's taxonomy places the organism in Eukaryota, Apicomplexa, Conoidasida, Eucoccidiorida, Eimeriidae. Gene Ontology annotation, molecular function: transcription cis-regulatory region binding. Gene Ontology annotation, cellular component: nucleus. The transcript has 4 exons. The record is from RefSeq and is a predicted model, not a curated record.
AUGCAGCGGAGCAUUGGCUCCUGUACGACCACUGCAACAGCAGACGCUGACACGAACAAGCGUAACAGCAGUAAUAACAGCAGCAGCAGCAACAGCAGCAGCAGCAGCAACAGCAGCGGUGUCAUUCCUCAGCAGACUACCGUCUCCCCUUCUCUUUUCUUAACUCUUCGCCCUCCUCUUCCCUUUAGUGUUCCCUCUUCUUAUAUACAACCCUCUGCAGCAGCAGAAGCUCCUCUUGCUGCUGCUGCUGCAUCAAGUACUCCUUCAGCAGCAGCAGCAACAGCAGCAGCAGCAGCAGCAGAAGUAGCUACUACCUCGUCUUCUGCAGCAGAAACAUCCCCAGAAACCCCUGAAGCAUCGGCAUCAGCAGGGAAAGAAGACGAAGCAGCAUCAGCAGCAGCAGCAGCAGCAUCAGCAGCAGCAGCAGCAGCAGCAGCAGGAUUGGAUGAAGAAGCAGCAUACGAAGAAGUACAAUUAUUAGAUUUAGAGUUUGAUGGCGUAGACAAUCAAUUUGUUUAUCCUUGCCCUUGUGCUGGUGUAGCUGAUCCUACUGGAGCUGAUCCUGCUGUAGCAGGAGCUGCUGCAGAUUCUGCUGCUUCUAGUGACGCAGCAGCUGCUCCUGCAACAGCAGCAACAGCAGCAGCAGCAGCAGUUGCAGCAACAACAGGUGCAACAGCAACAGCAGCAGGAGACGGCAAGCAGCAGCAGCUGCUGCAGCAGCAGCAGCAGCGAGGGCAGCAGCAGAAGGAGCAGCUAGAGUCCACUGAAUUAGACCAGGCAUCUGCAGCACCGCGGAAAGCAAGAACACCAGAAGCAGCAGCAGCAGCAGCAGCGGGAGCAACUGCUGCUGCUGCUGCACCUGAUGCUGCUGCUGCUGCUGCUGCUGCUGCUGCUGCUGCUGCUGAGAAAGAUGAAGAGGAGAGAGCAGCAAAGACUUCCUUCUGGCAUGAUUUCAAUCCUCCUCUACGUGACGAAGUAUUUGGGGAGCAGCAGAGUUAUGCAGCACCAGCAGCAGGAGCAGCAGCAGCAGCAGCAGGUGCAGCAGGAGCAGCAGCAGCAGCAGCAAGUAGUACACCAUACAUACAGCUGGUAGAGGAAGCAGUAAGAAAUCUUCGUCGUUAUCGUCUUGAUCCAAUACAGCACCGUUAUAAGCAGCAGCAGCAACAGCAGCAGCAGCAGCAGCAGCAACAGCAGCAGCAACAGCAGCAGCAGCAGCAGCAGGGGAAUAGGAGUAUUAGACGUAACGUGCUGCUUCGAGGUACAGAAGAAAUAGAAGUAAUUGAUGUAUGCAGCAAAGAGGAUAGUUCUGCUGCUGCUGCUGCUGCUGCAGCUGGAGCAGGAGCAGCAGCAGCAGGAGCAGCAGCAGAUAAUUCAGGUGUAUACGCAGGUGACGAAGAUGCAUAUGAAUAUGAUUUAUAUGCAAUAGAUUACGAUGAUGAAGAUAAUGAUGAUAUAUCUACAGCAGCAGCAGCAGCUGCUGCUGCUUUUGCUGCUGCACCUACAGCAGCAGCAGCAGCAAAAGCAGCAGAAGAAGCAGCAAGAGCAGCAACAGCUACAUCAAGAAAUAGACAUAGACAAAGAGUAUUAAAUCUGCUGCUGCAGCAGCAAGAUGAACCUUCUGCUGCUGUUGCAUUAAUAGAGACAGAAGAUAUAGAUAAUUAUUAUAAUUAUAAUUAUAAUUAUAUUAAUAAUAAUAAUAAUUAUAUUAUUCUUGAUGAGGAAGAAGGAGAAGAAAAAGGAACAGCAGCAGCAGCAGCAGCAACAGGAAAUCAUAAACAAUUAAAAAUGUUCCUACAAGAAUAUGGAGAUAUUGAUGACUCUGCAUCCGAUGAGGAGAGGGAAGUAGACUAUCCAAGCAGCGAGAGCAGCGGAGAAAGAUUUAUCCGCCGCAGCAGCAGCAGGAGCAGCAACUACAGCAGCAGCAGCGACAGCAGCAACUACAGCACAAGGAGAAUAGCUAGAAGAAGACUUUGGGGAUACAGCAGCAGCAACAGCAACAGCAGCAGCGGCAGUUGGUGCUCAUCAGGAGAGGAUGGAGGAGAAGGGGACUAA